This is a messenger RNA of Sardina pilchardus (European sardine), 1566 nucleotides long. RefSeq names its product arginine vasopressin induced 1 (gene avpi1). The coding region runs from base 227 to 796 and encodes 189 amino acids. Gene Ontology annotation, biological process: positive regulation of MAPK cascade. The record is from RefSeq and is a predicted model, not a curated record. The transcript is spliced from 3 exons. NCBI's taxonomy places the organism in Eukaryota, Metazoa, Chordata, Actinopteri, Clupeiformes, Clupeidae.
CAGGCUACUGAAUGUGUCAUUAACAUGUAUUGCAGACUGUGUACUUGUGGUUGUCCGAAUAGAUAACAUGCGAAGUUGCAAUGGUGGAUAACAUUGGUCACCGACGUAUCCAAAACCUUGAUGCUUGCUUCAUGGAAUGGCAAUACUAGAGCCUUUCUUGCAGUCUGAUCCACUGGUGUUGCUUACACCAUCACAAUAACCUUUGACUGUGUGAGCACCGGAUAUCAUGGAGGACCUGGCUUCUCCCUCUGUCCUACCAGGACCAUCCCACGUCCCGUGCUGGCAGCCCACGGAGCGUCAGAUCCGCAAAACUGGCACCCACGACAUCUUCCAAGGAGUGAACCUGCGGCAGCUGCGUCGCCUGUUCCAGGCUGCAGGGGAGCAGGACGCCGAGCAGCGGGCCAGGAUGGUGUGGAGAGGAGGCCGCAGGACCCACACAGGAGAUCCGGAAGAGGACGACGUGCGGGCGGAGGUGGAAAUCGGCUUAGCCCAGGCCCUGGUGGGCCUCCGUGUCCGUGCACGCACCAAAAGUGGCAUAAGAGCGGAGGGUCACCGGGAUGGACACAGAAGGCCUAGACCUUCAACACAACACCGGAGCGGCGAUGUCUCAGCCAGACAGCCUGUCGACGUUCUAGACGCCGACACUGAGGCAGGACUCGGUGGAGAACUGGAGCCGGCGAGCAGCGCGGAGGGGCCGGCCAUCGCACUGAGGGACACGGAGAUGGACGAGAUCUCCAACCGGACCGGCGCCAGAGAGAAGGAUCCCCAGCGCCACCUUCACAGGAUCCGCCACUGAGACGGGAUUACACUGGAAACUGGGACAGUGGCACUGGAGCCCAUUCUCCAUCAGCUUCAACCCACACUACUGCGUCUGUUACCAAAGCCAUGCUGAUAGAGACUGAUAGUCAUGCAGGCACUGGCGACGCUGGAGGAAUGGGAUCGAGUUUCUGUUUACUUGAACUGAGACAUACAGUACUACUUCGCCUCAUUCCUCACCGUAUAACUUACAUUUAUGGGUGCCAAUGUGGCCUAACUAGGUUUUACUUCAAUUCAGUGCUGAAACUGAUCUAUUAAACUUGAAACACGCGCACACACACACACACACACACACACUUACUUAAGUCUUAUCUAAGCUUUGUGAAACUCUUGCUGGUGUGUCAGUCGAGUUUCUCAGUAUGAGGAGUAGGCGAGGAGCUCUGUGCUCUGAAUGUAUGAAUGUGCAAUGUCAACAUUAACAUGACUGGGGGCCAUAAUUUGAAUGAUGAGCAAAAUGCAAAGUCUUAAGGCUAACAAAAGCUCAUUUACUAACUAGACAACAUCUAUUGGUUACUUUACCAUCAUGGGCGAAACAUUGAAGCUGUAACCUUGAUCAGCUCAAUACUCCCAAAUGCCACACAAGAGACUUUGCACUUUGCCCGCCAAAUCAAUGAAGGUGCUAUGUCUUCUAGCCCCCUCACACUAAGCACUACGUACUGCAUGCAAAAAUACCCAAAUGAUUAGGUACUGGACCUCAUGAAGUUCUAAUAAUGCGUAUUGUGAUGAAACAUUAAAUGAAUACAAAACCGA